Messenger RNA from Cornus florida, 1624 nucleotides. RefSeq lists its product as uncharacterized. The record is from RefSeq and is a predicted model, not a curated record. Lineage: Eukaryota; Viridiplantae; Streptophyta; Magnoliopsida; Cornales; Cornaceae. Bases 589 to 1107 code for a protein of 172 amino acids. The transcript has 2 exons.
CAAUGGCUUCGAGCAGCCACCACCACCACCACCGACUUUUUGUACACCACCGCUCCCACCGAAAGUCCUGACAGGGUCGCCGCCUGCAACCACCUUGUGGGUACGAUCGUUCAACUUCUCAAAUGUGUACACACACAUAUCAUCCAGAGAAAACUCAUUUCAUUCGCUACCACUAACUCUGUUUUACAUUUCUGUUGUGAUUUGUUGUUUUCUGAUCUUACCCACAACUAUUUUUGUUGUGGGUUACGAUUGUUCACCUUCUCAAAUGUGUAUAUAAAAUAUACACACACGCAUACAUAUCAUCCAGAGAAAGCACUUUUGCUUCAGUAUCACUAACUCUGUUUCAUACAUAUCAUCUUAGCCACAACAUUUUUGUUUUUCACACACUCAAAAACUUGUACUCCUGAGAAAGCUCUUUUAAUUCAUCGGUGAUUGUUUGAAUAAAUAUUGCAUUGUGUUUAAAAUUUGUUCAAUUUUUGUGUUCACUGUUUAGAGGGUGUUUAUGUUAAGAACCCUCAUCAUUUUUUAGGCCCGAUAGAGGGGUUUGAGGCUAAAGCAGUGGAGGAGGGUUUAUAUGUGAGAGUGGACAUGCCUGUGGUUGAGGAAGAGGACGUGGAGGUAUCGCUUGAGAACGACACCGUUUUCGGCAAAGGUGAAGCCCGGAAAGAAUGGGAGGAAGAAAUCUACAUCAGGUUAUACUGUGGGAGCAUAGAUCUUCUCCCCCAAUCUGGGAAGAACGCUGGUAUUCUUCAAAAGGAUAUGAAGAAUGGUGUCUUAACAAUGGUCUUGGAUGCUUGGGGCUUCCGCCCAAACUUCUCCUCCACGACGAUCACCAAAUUUUCCAAUGACAAUCUUGAAUUCCCUGCUGGUUGGAGUUGCAUCCGGGACCAUCUUAUCUGUGAUAAGGAAUUUCUGCUUCUUAGCCCUUCUGGUCUGAUUUCUAGUUUGUUCUUUGUUUUAGCUCAUAGUUUUUGUGUGUAUAAUCCAAAUGUUUUUGUUGUUUUUGUUUUUUAUACAGAUAAAUACAUAUGCUAUUAUCCAUUCCAAGAGGGGGAAUUAAUGGAGCCUAUGAGGCGAGGAUUGUGGACGGUGACAAUCUCUUCUUAAGGGAAGACAUGCGCGGUGUCAGCCUGCAAGGACUGAACCUUAAGUUUAACAACAGAGCAGUGUUUUUUGCUCGUGACAGUGAUGAAGCUGGGCGUGAUGAAAGGAGGAGGUAUUUUGGCCGCUUCCAUCUUAAUUGCGAUUGCUGCAAGAUCACUGAUAUCAAAACUGAAACGAAAGCAGGAGUGCUUCGGAUGUUGGCCAGAAAAGAACAAUUUAAGAGUUCUGCUAUCUGCUGAUGAUGUGCAGCAGUGAUUACACUCGGGUACACAUUUUGAUUUGGUAUGCAUAGUUGCAUCAUUUGCUUUAUGGUUGUGCCAUCAUUUGCUUUUUGGUGCUUGGUUCUUUUAAGUUGUUGCUACUUGGGACCAUAGAAAAGUGAAUAGUCUAUUUGAUUUGGGUAAUAUGUGGUCCUUAUUAUCAUUUUAUGAAUUAGGAUAUGCAAAUGAUGUGUAAAGUGGAAAAUAAUUUGUGCAUUGACAGCAUACAUUAAGGUUCCAUGUUUAAUGAUCAAAUUCAG